Molecule: messenger RNA, 5539 nt
Organism: Melopsittacus undulatus (budgerigar)
Lineage: Eukaryota; Metazoa; Chordata; Aves; Psittaciformes; Psittaculidae
Gene: MCTP2
Product: multiple C2 and transmembrane domain containing 2
Exons: 24
Coding region: 196-2913 (905 amino acids)
Biological process (GO): regulation of neurotransmitter secretion
Cellular component (GO): synaptic vesicle membrane
Molecular function (GO): calcium ion binding
Source: RefSeq, a predicted model, not a curated record
GCCGAGGUGAGCCGUGCGGAGAUGGGCGGCUGAGGGAUGCCCUGGGGUCUUCCCGGCACGCAGAAUAAGGAUGGUUGCUCAGUUGUUAACUGCGACAGACGCUGUCCGUGAGGAUAUUCCUGUGCACAGAAGGGUCCAUUCGGCUGCUUCCUUACAAUGCAGAUACACCCCCCUGGGAAUUGUUGAAGCUGUUCCAUGCUGGAGCAUCGUGGUUUAAGCCCAACCGGCAACUCAGAACCACUCAUUGCUGAGCUUUCGCUUGCAGCAAUGGACUUGGAUAAACCAUCUGUCUGGGGAUCCCUGAAACAGAAAACCAGACCAUUCCUGCGAAACCUAAGUGUGAAGAAGACAAAGAAAAGGUCCAGCAAGAUGGUGGAGAGGAAGGUCCGCUCCUUGGACCGACGCCUCAGUGUGUCUGUGCCCAACAUGCUGGAGGUGGAGACUGUUACAGAAGAAGAAACCACUUAUGUGAGUACUCAGGUGUUCUCAGACUGCUCUCCCAAGAGCUUCUCCACAUCUGUGAUGUCCAUGAAAAGCAGGAACUCUUCAGUGAAGCCACUGGGAGAGGACUGGCCAUGGGCAUUGCAGCAGGUGUCACCCACGGAGGAGGCAGUCACCCACCCGGAUGCACAGGUUGCAGGCAGCCCUGUGUCCGAAGAGGAGAGUAAAUCCAGCACCGACCUCUUUGAGCUGCUGCAGAGCACUCGCCUGAGCGCUGCUCUGACGGACGAGGGGGCAGAGUACCCAUGUGGAGAAAUGGAUUUAGACUCUUCCACAUCAUCUCAGAUUUUUGAUGAUAACAUGGUUCUAGAGGAAGCAAACGAUUGCUUGGGUGACCUGCCCAACCCCUUUGCUUACCUGCUGACCAUCCACCUGAAGGAAGGCCGGAACCUGGUUAUCAGAGAUCGCUGUGGUACAAGUGACCCAUAUGUGAAGUUUAAACUGAAUGGGAAAACUCUCUAUAAAAGUAAGGUAGUCUACAAGAACCUCAACCCAGUUUGGGAUGAAACUGUUGUGCUGCCUAUACAGAGCCUCGAUCAGAAACUCUGGAUCAAGGUGUAUGAUCGAGAUUUAACCUCUUCAGACUUCAUGGGUUCGGCAUUUGUAGCACUCACUGAACUUGAACUCAAUAGAACUACUGAACAGGUUUUAAAACUGGAAGAUCCCAACAGUUUAGAAGAUGACAUGGGAGUGAUUGUGUUAAACUUGAGUCUAGCAAUCAAACAGGGAGACUUCAAGAGAAAUAGAUGGUCAAGUCGGAAGAAACGAACUUCAUCCAAGUCAAGUUUCCUGCGGAACGUGCGACUCUCUGACUCCUUGCGUAAGAACCAGUUGUGGAAUGGACUGGUCACCAUCACUCUCCUCGAGGGGAAGAACAUCCCCGGAGGGGGCUUGGCGGAGGUUUUUAUUCUCCUUAAACUGGGAGAUCAAAGAUACAAGAGUAAGACACUGUGUAAGAGUGCAAAUCCUCAGUGGAGGGAACAGUUUGAUUUUCACUACUUCUCUGACAGGAAGGAUAUAUUGGACAUUGAGGUCUGGAGAAAGGAUAACAAAAAGCAUGAGGAGCUUUUGGGAAGAUGCCAGGUUGAUGUUUCUGCCCUGCCGAUGAAGCAGACCAAUAGCUUAAAGCUGCCUCUGGGAGAACAUCCGGGGUCCCUGCUCAUGUUGAUUGCUGUUGCCCCAUGUACAGGAGUGUCUAUCUCUGAUCUGUGUGUCUGCCCUCUGGGAGACCCCAGUGAACGGCAACAGAUUUCACAGCGAUAUUGUAUAAAGAAUUCCUUUCGGGACAUAAAGGACAUUGGCUUCUUACAAGUCAAAGUUUUAAAGGCCGUGGAUCUGUUGGCAGCAGAUUUUGCAGGUAAAAGUGAUCCUUUCUGUGUAUUAGAGCUGGGAAAUGACGUGCUUCAAACACACACCGUUUACAAGAACCUCAAUCCAGAGUGGAACAAAGUUUUCACAUUCCCAAUUAAAGAUAUUCAUGAUGUUCUGGAAGUGACAGUGUUUGAUGAAGAUGGAGAUAAACCCCCUGAUUUUCUUGGAAAAGUUGCCAUCCCAUUGCUGUCUAUUAGGAACGGUAAACAAAGUUGUUACACGCUGAAGAAUAAAGACUUGGAACGUGCUUCAAAAGGAGUAAUUUACUUGGAACUGGAUGUCCUAUUUAAUCCUAUAAAAGCAAGUAUUAGAACAUUCAAGCCCCGAGAAAAGCGCUUUACUGAGGAGAACCGCAAAUUCUCUAAAAAGAUCUUAUCAAGAAAUGUUGAUCGCGUGAAAAAAAUCACCAUGGCAAUAUGGAAUACAAUACAAUUCCUUUGGAGCUGCUUUCUCUGGGAGUCCACGGUGAAGAGCGUGAUAGCAUUUGUGGUAUUUGUGGUCACCGUCUGGACCGUGGAACUGUACAUGGUGCCCCUGGCUCUGCUGGUGCUGUUUGCAUACAACUUUUCCCUCAUCACAACAGGGAAGAUCAACAACACCCAAGAUGCCCAGGAGCUUAUGGGCUUGGAUGAAGAUGAGGAUGAAGAUGAUAAGGAAUCUGAGAAAAAGGGGUUAAUAGAGAGAAUCCACAUGGUCCAAGAGAUCAUCAUAGCUGUUCAAAGCAUCUUAGAAGAAAUAGCAUCAUUUGGAGAGAGGAUUAAAAACACAUUCAACUGGACGGUGCCCUUCCUCUCUGUCCUGGCCUGCUUAGUCCUGGCAGCAGCCACAGUUAUUUUGUAUUUCAUACCACUGAGGUACAUUGUUUUAAUAUGGGGCAUAAAUAAAUUUACUAAGAGGCUUAGAAAUCCCUACGCCAUCGACAAUAAUGAGCUACUAGAUUUCCUCUCCAGGGUACCAUCUGAUGUUCAAAAGGUGCAGCAUGCUGAAUUGAAACCAUACAGCAGCUCCAGUCCCAUUAGGAAGAAGCGGAGCGCGCUAUAGGAUGCAGCGUGAUUUCGGAAUGCAGCAUCUCCCUCCGUACCCCCUACGCAUGAACAUGAGCUUCCCUCCUCCCGUUCUUGCUUCAGAACAACACUAUAAUCACUGCAACAGACUCACAGACUUUGGUUUUUGAGUUUGGUUUUUAUUUGAAGGUGUGAUUUUUUUUUAUAAACACCUAUGUUGGGUUGUCCUUUUUGGGUUGCCUUUUGAGCAUGGAGCUGCAGCCCAAAAAAGAGCAAGGUGGAAUGUAUGAACUAGGUUUUGGGGUGGGGAGGAGAAUGGGAGAGGAUGGUGCAACUGCACUACUUUAUUUUUUCCCUUUGGUUGCAGAGGCUGGAUGUGGCGGCACUCCCUGUUUUAUGUAGGAAGAGAUAAUUUCGCUUAGUGUAGCAGAUCAGCUGAGCUGAUGUGAGGAGAUGCUCUGAACCAGUUUUUAACAUAUCCAACAGAUUUACAUUAAGAUAUGAAAGCUAUUCUUUUCGGAGUUAAAUCACUGUGCCUAGGAAGGUUUAAGCUCUGAAUUAACGAGUCUUUGAUACCCAUCUUCUGUUCAAGCAGUGUACAUUUUAAGAAGUUUUUUAUCAUAAUUAGCAGAAAGAGUGAGGAGCUCCAACAAUAUCUCAAUAUUUCAUCCAGCACUUGUGGGGUUUUUUACCCAUUUUUUUCCAUCCACCCCUUCCCCCCUUCUUUUUUUAAAGCCCACCCUGUGUUUAACUCUUUGGCUACUGAAAUCAUCAGGGUUCCAUUGCUGGCAAUGGAUGCAUGAGAACAUUCUGCUGUAAAAGGAUUAAGAGACUGUAGAAAAGCCUGACUCGCUGACCUGAAAAGACUCUGUUGACUUGCCUUUUAUAAUUCCAUCUCAUCAGAUAUUUUCAGCAUAGCUGUUGUUUUCCUGUCUUAAUCCGAAGGGGUCAACACUACACAUUCAAGAGGAAAAACACAUUAUAGCCUUAAAGAGACAAGUGCUUGUGCAGAAAGACAGCAUAAUGCCUGAAAACGCAGUUGUGCAAUAGUGCAAACUUUGGUCCACCACUGAUAUCUUGGACUCCUUCCUGGUAGCUCACCAGGAGAGGAUCAGAAAGUGAAGUCAUGUGGAAACUGAGCAACGAAGAGACAGAAGAAAGGACCCCAUUUUCUAUUCUGAAGAGAAUGUGAUUUCUUGCUUGCUUACCAGUCUUUUGGCUACUGUGCUUCUGCUUUAUAUAAUUCAGAUAACCAGCAUUAUUCAUGUUGUUUGGCAGGGGAAACAAACACAGAAUCCUAUGUAAACCUGCUUAAUUUUGGUGAGAGUGUAGCCCUCCGUCCUUUAGGUGCUGUAGGACAUCACUGGAGCAAUUUGUCACCAAAAUAAGUCAAGAGCUGGAGUUGCUGCUUGUAGUUCCCAGGCAGGGGUUGCCACCAUCAUCACCUGGGGUAGUUGACAGUAUGAAGAAAUAGGGAAUCCUGAGAGUCAGGUUUAUGUUUAACAAAAGAUGUCUUUGGAAUUCAUGUAAUUAAAGGUAAAAUGGGUAAAACCUCACUUAUGGAUCAGUGUUCCAAAUGUAUUUGAGCUAUGUGGUUCAGUAAUUCAAUCCUGUGGUCCUGUUGCGUGAAUUUGAAGACGGUGUAUUAACACCAGAGUAUCUUCCACUGGAUUAUUGCUCAGAUUCAGUGAUUUCUCAAGAAGUUUAUUUUUCAAAGUAACAAGCCCCACUGUGCCUUUGAAUGAGAGAGGCACAUUUUCAUAGGCUCGAUUGGAGAAGGAAUGUAUUUUGCUCAUGCAAAGCUGUGUAGCUGUGAGUGGAAAGGAUAGAAAAAAGAUUAUCUUGGUUUAAAAGCCACAAAAACACCUCUUUUUCUGCACGUGUGCUUGUGUACCCAUGCAUAUACAAAGCUGUGUAUAAAGAAGAGUACAUGUAUAAUGUAUUUAUAAGCGAGUGUGUGUGGGAAAAUGGGUGAAUAUACAGAUUUUAAAACCUUGAAGAUGUUUAUGAAAAAUGCCAAAGAUUCUGAAGCUUAUCUUGCGUCUGUUCUUCUUCAUUUUGUAUCUUUCCCGGCAUGUCUCUCUGGCUGAGCCAGAUCUCUGCAUGAUUUGAUUUACUUGAAGUUAAUGAAGCUGGUUGGAAAGAGCCUUGUAGAAAUUACAAAAUCUCCAGUAAAUCUCCUCUUGUACAUACAAUAGAUGUCCACGGACCCCUUUUGUUAAACCAGUUUCUCAAUCUUCUCUGUAAACAAUGCCUCAUUGUCUCGCUUUAAACUAUCAUCUGGUUUAUCAUACUGAGGUCUUGUCAUUUUGUAGGGACCGAAGUCAGACAUAUUGAAAUAGGCAUGUGAGAUCUGACCGUUUAUUUGAGUGGAAACAUUCCACUGCAGGAAAAUUGUUUAUUUAUUCAAAAGUUGAGACUGAUAAUUUACUUUUUUUUCUCCUAUAGAUUUUUCCAUGUGGAACUGAUUUCUCUUCAGGAGACAGGGUGAUGUCUUUUCUUUUUAGUGUAGAUAUGUUGUAUUUCAGAAUAAUUUUUGUUAGAUUCUUAUGCUGGAGGCGUACCAAACGAAGAGGUUUGGAUGGUCCAGUACCUAUAUAUGUUGUAAUGAGCUCUUUGUUUUGAUAAAUGCUGUUUGAAAUGCAAUAAACACUUGAGGUUGA